This is a messenger RNA of Sorex fumeus (smoky shrew), 1309 nucleotides long. RefSeq names its product sorting nexin family member 21 (gene SNX21). Lineage: Eukaryota; Metazoa; Chordata; Mammalia; Eulipotyphla; Soricidae. Gene Ontology annotation, molecular function: phosphatidylinositol phosphate binding; protein binding. The transcript is spliced from 3 exons. Bases 96 to 1208 code for a protein of 370 amino acids. Gene Ontology annotation, biological process: protein transport. Gene Ontology annotation, cellular component: early endosome membrane. The record is from RefSeq and is a predicted model, not a curated record.
CGGGGCGCGGGAGCAGCGGCGCGCCCGGGGGGUGACCCGAGGCGCGGGCGGGGGUCCCCGCGGGCAGGGGCGUGGCCUCGGCGGACCCCGCACCCAUGGCCUCGCGGCUGCUGCACCGGCUGCGGCACGUCCUGGCCGGGGACGGCCCCGGGGAGGCGGCGGCGGCGGCGGCGGCGGGGGGCCCCGAGGCCGAGCAGUUCCCCGAGAGCUCGGAGCUGGAGGACGACGAUGCCGAGGGCCUGUCCUCCCGCCUCAGCGGCACCCUGAGCUUCACCAGCGCCGAGGACGAGGACGACGGGGACGACGGGGACGACGAGGAGGCCGGCCCCGAGGCGCCGGCCGCGGGGGACGGGGCGGCGGGCGAGGAUGCAGACCACAGCCCCCCGCCCGAGGGCCAGCGGGGCGGCCAGCUCCUGGCCCGCCAGUGGCAGGGCUUCUGGAAAAAGUCCCGGAACACCCUGGUGCCCCAGCGGCUCCUCUUCGAGGUGACCAGUGCCACCGUGGUUAAGGACCCCCCCUCCAAGUACGUGCUCUACACCCUCGUCUUGACGGGCCCCGGCCCUCCGGCCCGCCAGCCCGCGCAGAUUUCCCGCCGCUACUCGGACUUCGAGCGGCUGCACCGGGACCUGCAGCGCCAGUUCCGGGGCCCCAUGACCGCCCUGUCCUUCCCCCGGAAGCGUCUGCGUCGCAACUUCACCGCCGAGACCAUCGCCCGCCGCAGCCGGGCCUUCGAGCAGUUCCUGGGCCACCUGCAGUCCGUGCCCGAGCUGCGCCAAGCCCCGGCCCUGCACGACUUCUUCGUGCUGCCCGAGCUGCGGCGGGCACAGGGCCUCACCUGCACCGGCCUCUACCGCGAGGCGCUGGCGCUCUGGGCCAAUGCCUGGCAGCUGCAGGCCCAGCUGGGCACCUCCUCGGGCCCUGACCGUCCGCUGCUGACCCUGGCCGGGCUAGCCGUGUGCCACCAGGAGCUGGAGGACCCCGGGGAGGCCCGGGCGUGCUGCGAGAGGGCCUUGCAGCUGCUGGGGGAUGAGGGUCCGCCACACCCGCUGCUGGCGCCCUUCCUGGAAGCUCAUGUCCGCCUCUCCUGGCACCUGGGCCUGGACAAGCGCCAGUCGGAGGCCCGGCUCCAGGCACUGCAGGAGGCUGGCCUGACCUCCAUGCCGCCCCCCAGUCUCAAGGAACUGCUCAUCAAGGAGGUACUGGACUAGCGGUACUGGCCCGCUGAAGGGGAACGGAGAGGAGACGCACAGUGGCCCCGAGGCCGGAGGGGGUGCUGGGAACCCCCCCCCCACACACACACACACCCUGG